CAUAUAACAUUACCUUUUUUUUAGUAAAGCCCUUAGCCCUCAUCCAUCCUCCCUUUGCUACUCUGGAAAUGGUUUCCUUAUUACCCAAUUUGUCUUCACCAAUUUCCCGUCUAUGGAGACCCUCAAUUGCAAUUGCGACAAGGAAAUUGCAAUUGCAUGAUAAAGCAGUGAAACCCAAAUGGUUUUCAGCUCGUUGUUCUACUUCAGCUUCUAAUGAGAAUUUAGUUGUUUUAGGCAUUGAAACCAGCUGUGAUGAUACCGCUGCCGCUGUGGUAAAUAGCAAUGGUGAAAUUCUCAGCCAAGUUAUCUCUUCUCAGGCAGAACUGCUUGCUCGAUAUGGAGGAGUUGCUCCUAAGAUGGCAGAGGAAGCACAUGCACUGGUGAUUGAUCAGGUGGUACAAGAAGCGCUAGAUAAAGCUAAUCUGACUGGGAAGGAUCUAACUGCAGUUGCUGUCACGAUUGGUCCUGGUUUAAGCCUUUGUCUGCGAAUUGGUGUGCAGAAAGCAAGAAAUGUUGCCAGCUCUCAUAAUUUACCUCUUGUCGGUGUCCAUCACAUGGAAGCUCACACUUUGGUUGCCAGGCUAUUGGAAAGAGAGCUGCAGUUUCCUUUUAUGGCCCUACUUGUCUCAGGAGGCCAUAAUCUUUUAAUCCUUGCACGUGAUCUUGGAGAUUACAUACAGCUUGGGACAACAAUUGAUGAUGCAAUUGGUGAGGCAUAUGACAAAACAGCAAAAUGGCUUGGUCUUGAUAUGAGGAGGAGUGGGGGCCCUGCUGUAGAGGAGCUAGCUCAAGAAGGAGAUGCCAAGUCUGUCAAAUUUAAAGUCCCUAUGAAACAACACAAGGAUUGCAACUUCUCAUAUGCUGGUCUGAAGACGCAAGUGAGGUUGGCAAUUGAAGCAAAAAGAAUCAAUGCUGAAAUCUCUCUUGCUUCAGCUUCUGACGAAGAGAGACAGGCUCGGGCAGAUAUUGCUGCCUCCUUUCAGCGAGUUGCUGUAUUACAUUUGGAGGAAAAGUGUGAAAGGGCAAUUGAGUGGGCUUUGAACAUUGAGCCUUCUAUAAAUCAUUUGGUAGUGUCUGGAGGUGUUGCAUCUAACAAGUAUGUCAGAGCUCGGCUUGAUGAGGUUGUGAAAAGGAAAGGGCUGAAACUUGUAUGCCCCCCUCCAAGCCUUUGUACUGACAAUGGUGUAAUGGUUGCGUGGACUGGCAUUGAGCAUUUCCGUCUGGGCAGAUUUGAUCCUCCGCCUCCUGCAAAUGAACCAGAAGAUGCUGUGCUUGAUUUGCGUCCAAGGUGGCCACUCGGUGAGGAGUAUGCUGAAGGAAAAAGUGAAGCUCGUUCAAUGAGAACAGCACGGAUGCAUCCAUCACUUACCUCUCUCAUUAAAGCAUCUAUCAAGCAAGAGUCACAGUCUGCAAUUUAAACAACUCAAAGACUUUCUACAACGGGCAUCCACAAACGUGUAGAUAUUCUAUAAAGGUGGUUUGCAUAGAAUCAUGAUUUGAAUACUUCAAUCAUAUUCGAAAGUUGGUGAGGAUAAAUGCUUGAAAGAACCAUAACUCAAGAGCAAUGAGCCUAUGGAGAAAAACUGUGUAUUUUGAUGUAGCAUCAUAUUAGUGCUCCUGCAUUUGGUAGUUUUCUAGCGUGUACUUUAAAAAUUCUGCUACGCUAAGAGCAUUUAUGUUUAAUUUUGCACAGUUUGACAUUUUUUAUACCCUUUUUCGUUUUUUCUAAUUAAACAUGUUCAAAUGAUAUAAUCUUUUAUAGAAUUCAGAAGGUGUUUUUUCUUUGCAUUA
This is a messenger RNA of Solanum dulcamara, 1791 nucleotides long. RefSeq names its product probable tRNA N6-adenosine threonylcarbamoyltransferase, mitochondrial. Gene Ontology annotation, biological process: tRNA threonylcarbamoyladenosine modification. Lineage: Eukaryota; Viridiplantae; Streptophyta; Magnoliopsida; Solanales; Solanaceae. Gene Ontology annotation, cellular component: mitochondrion. The transcript is spliced from 13 exons. The record is from RefSeq and is a predicted model, not a curated record. The coding region runs from base 69 to 1418 and encodes 449 amino acids.